Molecule: messenger RNA, 1692 nt
Organism: Zophobas morio
Lineage: Eukaryota; Metazoa; Arthropoda; Insecta; Coleoptera; Tenebrionidae
Gene: sens
Product: zinc finger protein 117-like
Exons: 6
Coding region: 231-1229 (332 amino acids)
Biological process (GO): regulation of transcription by RNA polymerase II
Molecular function (GO): RNA polymerase II cis-regulatory region sequence-specific DNA binding; DNA-binding transcription factor activity, RNA polymerase II-specific
Source: RefSeq, a predicted model, not a curated record
UACCAUCGACGCAGCAUGGGUAGGAUUUUUCGACUCCGUGCUACGUAACGUAAGAUUUCGGGAACGUGAUUCGAGAUCCUGGAACAUGUGAAUGUUCCUAGGUGGACUGAUUUGAUUGGCCAAAGACGCGAGAGCCGCUGUGAUUGGUAGUGUUAAGGUUGUGAUAGUGCGAAUUUGAACUAUGAAAAAGACUGAUUGGUGCGUUUAGAGAAUUUUCGUGCCGUAGCAGGAUGCCACGUCUGGCCGUAUUGUCGCAAUAUAGCAGGAGUGAGACGCCCUCGUGUAGUCCGGCGAGCAGUCCUGUGGCGGGAGUGUCGUCCAGGAGCGCCAGUCCCUUGUCCCCCCUGCCGCCGAGGCACAGUGCCUUUUCUCUAGUCUAUCCAAAGGAGUUCCAUCGGAACAAGAACUACUUAGUCAGUGGGAUGAGUGCGCUGAUGUAUGCGAACUCGCUCAACACCCUCGUUCCCACCCCCUACAACCCCUACGUGUGGCACCCCAUCCCGGGCUUGUUCCUGCCGUACUCCCCCAAGAUGGAGUCCCUCAGCCCGGAAAGCGCCACUUCCGCGGACCAAGCUUUCACCCCGGAAAAAGUGAAAACAGAGGACGAGGUCCCCCUCAACCUGUCCAUGAAGGGGCGCUCCCGGACCCACAGCAUCUGGUCCCCCGGGAGCCUGUGCGAGCAGGAGAUGAAGUCCGUGGUCGAGAAGGCCGACUCCAGCCAGCCGGCGCUGCACGCGUCGCAUCCGCCCGAGUCUCGAUGGAAAUGGGAGGGUCCCGGCGAGAAGGACCCCCAGAGCAAGGCCCCCACGAUCGGUCCCGGCGGCGAGAAGCAGUUUGUGUGCCAACAAUGCGGAAAGUCCUUCAAGCGCUCGUCGACGCUCACCACGCACCUCCUCAUCCACUCCGACACCAGGCCCUAUCCAUGUCAGUACUGCGGAAAGCGCUUCCAUCAGAAAUCCGACAUGAAAAAGCACACCUACAUUCACACAGGCGAGAAACCCCACAAGUGCGUCGUCUGCUCCAAAGCCUUCAGCCAAUCGUCCAACCUCAUCACCCACAUGCGCAAGCACACGGGCUACAAGCCCUUCUCCUGCGGCCUCUGCGACAAGGCCUUCCAGCGAAAGGUGGACCUUCGGCGGCACCGGGAGUCGCAGCACCCCACGGCGCCGGAGUCCGUAAUCUACGCCAAAACCGAAGACGUCAAGCAGGAAGUGAGCAGCAGCAGCUAGGACCUCGCCGUCCCGUGCCAUGACCGACCCGUGACUGCGGUGCCAUCCUGUAUAUAAGUACAUAGAAGGCUUGGGACCAGUCUAGUCUGAGACAGAUGCCAGUGUUACCAUCGUCCAAAGUGCAUAAAGCUGGAAGCUUGGAGCGAUGAAGAUUCGGUUCUUGUAAAUUCUGUGAUUGGAGAUUUUUGCGACUGUACAGUGAUUUGUAUAAUUGCACUCUUGUUCCAUAUUUGCACUUGAUUUAGGAGGGUUUUACUAGGGGUUUUCGAUGGCUGGUCGAAGGCUGUUAGUAAAACUUCAUACAGCUUUCAAGACCAAAGAGAUCUGUAAGUAGUUUGUAUGGUUAGUUUUAAGGGUUUUUUUGUACAUAUUUGCUAAGAAUGUAAUGGGUGCCUUGAAUUGUUAGAAACAUUAAAUGUUAAAAUUUAUAAUAAGGGUGAAAUGUAUUUAAUUUUUUUAAAUA